Geodia barretti is the source of this 3480-nucleotide messenger RNA. NCBI's taxonomy places the organism in Eukaryota, Metazoa, Porifera, Demospongiae, Tetractinellida, Geodiidae. The record is from the annotation of a GenBank genome assembly.
GAGCUUUUGCACGUGGAGCAGUGAGCAAUCCUUCAUCGUCGGUCCAGCAGUAUAGUAGAAAGUUAUGUAUCUCUCUCCUCUGGCCGCGUCUCCAUGUCCUCCUCGUCAACCGCUAGUGUGGACAACGGCUGAAUCUCCUUAGACGAGAAAGGAGAGACCCACUUCGGAUCUUUCACCAUCUCCAUGACUGGCUCUGCAUUCACUGCACACAACACAAAGGCUCCGCUCCAUUCCAUCUUCAUUUCCCGUUCUCAGUUUCUGAAACAUAAUAUUCACCAAUGCACUUCUCUGCUGAAUUAUUUAUCGCAUGCGCGUGCACUGAUUACUGCAUGCGCGAAUUAAUCGCUAGUCGCUAAGCGCUUUUGCACGUGGAGUAGUGAGCAAUCCGAUCCUUCAUCGUCGGUCCAGCGGUAGUGGAAAGUUGUGUAUCUCUCUCUUCUGGCCGCGUCUCCAUGUCCUCCUCGUCAACCGCUAGUGGGGACGACGGCUGAAUCUUCUUAGACGAGAAUGGAGAGACCCACUUCGGAUCUUUCACCGUCUCCAUGACUGGCUCUGGAGACAUUGGGUACCUGUCCGAGAAAGUGAGGUGUUCAGAGGCGAUAGUAUUCUGACAUACCCCAGCCUGUCUAUAGUAGGCAGCAAUCGCAGCAUCAGCAUGUGUAUUCACUUGCCUGAAGAAGAUUGCUCUGGGAUCGCAAGAUGAUACUCUUGGUUUGUCUGCAUGCGAAGCCCUUCACCCUCUGCGGUAACAUGGACCCAUACUUCGGCUGGAGAGUUCAGUUGUUAUGGGACCAGACUAAAAGAUUUAACAUAGAGCCCAUUCCGACAGUGUGUGGGGCGUGGCCUGGACUCGGAAUGAGACCCUGGACCAGGAGCUCAUUGUGUCUGGCUCUGUCGACAACACAGUCGGAGUGUGGGCAUGGGAUGAUGGGAGGUCCCUAUUGGAACCAAAGUGGACCUUUGAGGGGCAUCAAUUGGGAAUCAUCUCCGUGGCAACCACCCCCACUGGAACAGUGGGAGCCAGCAGUGGUCUGGAUGGUGGUAUCAGGACAUGGGACCUCACCACAGUGGAUGUAUGGACUCUCACCUUCUCCCCUGACUCACAGUUCAUAGCAACAGGUAGUCACAAUGGUAAGAUCAACCUUCAGUGCAUCGGAAGGAAAGAAAGCCAGUUCUCUGGACACCCGCGGCAAAUUCAUCAUGAGCGUCACCUACAGUCCAGAUGGGAAGUUGAUAGCGAGUGGUGCAGUGGACGGAAUCAUCAACGUAUUUGACGUGGCCACUGGAGCUCUCCUGCACACUCUGGAGGGCCACGCCAUGCCAGUCAGAUCUCUCUGCUUCUCUCCUGAUUCCCAGCUUCUCGUUACCGCCUCUGACGACAGGGACAUGAAGAUCUAUGACGUUGAAACCACAAAACUAUGGGGCCAACGAUUUUCAUCGCUUGCAGAGGGGUCGUCCCUAUCUCGGAGGUUAAAUAAUAUAUUGAAGUACAUACAUAAUUAACACUUCCUCGCAGAAUUUUACAUGCACAUGUCUGUGUCAACCACAUUAAGGAGAAAUAAUUAUUAUGAAAGCUGUUCAACUCUUCCUUUGCUUUCAUACUUACAUACCUCACUUAUGCUUAGUUUGUCUAUCUCUUUCUCCCCUUAUUUUCCUCCCUAUGCCUUUAAACCUUUUUUCUUUCUCCCCCCUUUUUUCGUCUUUACUCUCACUCUGCUUCCCCCACACCCACACACACACACCCCGACUCCCGACCCACGACCCACUCCGUCCAUGAGGAAGCAAUGUCUCUACUCCUCGUCUUCCUCUCCUCCCAGAUGUAUGGCUUCUCCUCCGGCUCUGGGAUUCUCCUACAACACAUUCUCUCCAUACCUAUUGACCAAUGCAACAGUUUGGUCCAUCGUCUCGUCCUCCAUUUUUCCAGCCAGCCCUCUGCUCCCCCCUCCCACCUUCACUCCCCAUCCAGUGUCAUCUCCUCCAUUACAACUGGUAUUUGGUCGAUGAUGUUAUCAACAGCUGCAGCCACCCAGCCUCCCUCCACACUGGCCGACGGGGCCGUACUACUCCUAUUAGUGCUCACCCAUCAGCAGAUGAGUGGCCGCAAUCCGUACCGUCGGGCCCUGCUACAGUUCACUGACGAACACAGCAGCAGGAAGACCAGAGCCCCGUUCUCUCUCAACCUCCAGAAACUGUACCUCUCUCUCUGCAAUAACCUGUCGGAGCAGACGACUCUCCUCCUCUAUCUCCUGCUACAGGGAAACCCUCACGUCGCAUCUUUCAUCUUCUCUCGAUCUGACAUUGCCCUUCUGGUGGUUCCUCUCCUCCAUCAUCUCCAUGGCUCCAGUCAGCAGCCGUCCAGUGCCCAUCAUGUCUACAUGUUGCUCAUUGUUCUCCUCAUCUUCUCUCAGGACGACUGCUUCAACAAGUCCAUACACGAACAGCAUCUCCAGAAGGUGGAGUGGUAUUCUGAGAGAUCACUGACCAACAUAUCAGUUGGUAGUCUGAUGGUAAUAGUCCUGGUCAGAACUAUCCAGGCCAACAUAUCCCUCAUUCAGGACCAGUACCUCAGCCACCACUGUCUGCUGGCACUGGUCUGGCUAACAUGUCGUCCCACUUCAACUACCCCUCAUCUCGAUGCCGCCCAGAAGAUUGUCACAUUGUUCAAACAACUGGCUAAAAAGUACCACAGGAUAACUCAGACGACCACACCCACAACCACGCCCACUUCAGCCACACCCCUAUCCCCAGACUCUGAGGCUGUGUUCAGAGAGAGUGCAGAUUUUAGUACAGAGGUGGGGGUAGUGGAGGAGAUUCUGGUGAUGAUACUGGAGAUUGUCAACUCGUGUCUGUCCCAUCGUCUGGCGACCAACCCCCACCUGGUCUACUGCCUCCUCUACCAGAGAGAGGUGUUCUCCCCGCUACACACCUCCCCUCCCCUCAUGGACCUCGUCAGGAACAUCCUCAGUGUGGUGGAGUUUUUCUCAAAGAAGUUGGAAGAGAGUGGACCAUCUCCCUAUUCUUCUCCAUUUGUCCUGGAGACCAUCAUCAGAUGCUCUGCCACCUGGCCUCACCACAGACUGCGGGUAUUUCCAGAGCUAAAGUUCCGCUACGUGGAAGAAGCUCAACCGGAGGAAUUCUUUGUGCCCUACGUGUGGACCCUAGUCCACAAGAACUCUCCUCUCCACUGGCAGCAGUUUCACGUCUCCUGCUCUCCCUCCUCCUCUUCUUCCACCAUUCCCCACUGACACUUCUCAACUCCCAUCCCCUAUUCUCAUCCUCAUCUUGUGCAUCAAUAAUUAUUAAUGAAGGAUAAUAUGUGAAUAUGCUCAGCAUUCUGCUAUAUUAGGUGGGGGAGUGGUGAAUUUUGAUGUAUGCGUGGGUGUAGAGCUGGUAAACAGGGGCAACGGUUGCACGCAUGCACGUUGAGAGGGUGAAGCCGGCCACACCCAAACAUAAGCGUCGUGGGCGUCAAACAACAAG